Molecule: messenger RNA, 2644 nt
Organism: Carica papaya (papaya)
Lineage: Eukaryota; Viridiplantae; Streptophyta; Magnoliopsida; Brassicales; Caricaceae
Source: RefSeq, a predicted model, not a curated record
AUGCAUGAUAAAGCACAAGUCAUUUCAAGACUAUGUUCCUUUAUAUGGCUUGUUUACAAGUUGCAGAUGCUGUUUAUCAUAGUUGGUGUGGAAUUGCCCACUGUAGAGGUGAGAUACAAGAAUUUACUUGUGGAAGCUGAGUGUGAAGUGGUUGAAGGAAAGCCCCUCCCAACUUUAUGGAAUUCUCUUAAACGUGUUCUUUCUGAGUUACUGAAGCUCUUGGGUGCUAAGCGGCAGGAAGCCAAGAUAAGAAUCCUCGAUGAUGUUAGUGGUAUCAUAAAGCCAGGAAGGAUGACUCUAUUGCUUGGCCCACCUGGAUCUGGAAAGACGUCUCUUUUAAAGUCUCUGUCAGGAAAUCUAGACAAGUCUCUCAAGUUCACGGGUGAAAUCUCUUACAAUGGCUGCAUGCUAGAGGAGUUUGUUCCCCAGAAAACUUCUGCCUAUAUAAGUCAAUAUGACCUGCACAUUGCUGAGAUGACUGUGAGGGAAACGCUUGACUUCUCAGCUCGUUGUCAGGGGGUAGGAAGCCGAACAGACAUCAUGAUGGAGAUAAGUAGAAGAGAGAAGGAAAAAGGAAUAGUUCCAGAUCCAGACAUAGAUACCUACAUGAAGGCAAUAUCUGUCAAGGGACUCAAAGAAACCCUCCAAACCGACUACAUCUUGAAAAUCCUAGGACUUGAUAUCUGUGCUGAUACACUGGUUGGGAAUGCUAUGAGAAGAGGUAUAUCUGGCGGUCAGAAAAAGCGGUUGACUACAGGGGAGAUGAUUGUAGGUCCAACAAAAGCUUUGUUCAUGGAUGAAAUAACAAAUGGCUUAGAUAGUUCCACUGCAUUUCAGAUUGUUACUUCUCUUAAGCAGCUAGUUCACAUCACAGAUGCUACUUUACUGGUUUCACUUCUUCAGCCAGCCCCAGAAACUUACGAUCUCUUUGAUGACAUUAUAAUAAUGGCAGAGGGGAAAAUUGUUUAUCAUGGUCCACGUAAUCAGGUUCUGGAAUUUUUUGAGGAUUGUGGAUUUAGGUGUCCUGAAAGGAAGGGUGUCGCCGACUUCCUUCAGGAGGUGAAUGAUUCUGAAACCUUGACCUUGUUUGGUAUUUCCAGGUUCUUUUGCCAUUUCCUUCUACUUUUUUCUGUGCACUUAACAUCAAUAUCCAUGUUUCGAUUCCUGGCUGCGGUCUUCCAGACAGUGGUUGUAUCAAUGACUGCUGGUAGCUUUGCGAUAUUAUUUGUCUUAUUAUUUAGUGGCUUCAUUAUCCCACAACCUUCGAUGCCAGUAUGGUUGAGAUGGGGUUUUUGGGUUUCCCCCAUCACUUAUGGUGAGAUAGGCCUAUCCGUAAAUGAAUUUCUUGCUCCAAGAUGGCAAAAGAUGCUAUCCACAAACACUACAAUAGGGAAAGAGACACUCGAAACUCGUGGAUUAAACUUUGACGGUUACCUUUUCUGGAUAUCCAUUGGUGCCUUAUUUGGGUUUACCUUGGUUUUCAACAUUGGCUUUACAAUAGCUUUAACCUUCUUGAAAUCUCCUACAUCAUCACGGGCCAUGAUUUCUCAAGAAAAGCUUUCUUUAGUGAAGAUACAAUUCAUAUUCUCAGACUUGAAUGAUCCUUUGACAUUAUUCCUUCUUCAUAGGAACAACAAAGAGCUUGUAAUGCAAGCAAGUGUUCCAGCUCCUGGUUCAAGAGAUCUGCAUUUUCCAAACCGUUUCUCGCAAAAUAGUUGGGAGCAAUUCAAGUCCUGUUUAUGGAAGCUGCACUUAUCCUAUUGGAGAAGCCCCUCCUAUAAUUUGAUGCGUAUCUUGCAUACUUUCAUCUCAUCUUUGCUUUUUGGAAUUCUGUUCUGGAAACAAGGACAGAAAAUAGAGAACCAACAGAAUUUAUUCAAUAUACUCGGCUCGAUGUAUGCUUCUGUGACCUUCUUAGGCAUAAAUAACUGCUCAUCAGUUUUGCCAUAUAUUGCAAGAGAACGAACUGUUAUGUAUAGGGAAAAAUUUGCUGGGAUGUAUUCUCCAUGGACUUAUGCACUUGCACAGGUGAUGAUUGAGAUGCCUUAUCUAUUUAUAGAGACUGUCGAAUUUGUAAUUAUCACAUAUCCCAUGAUUGGGUAUUAUGGAUCAGCAUACAAGGUCUUUUGGUACUUCUAUUCAGUGUUCUGUGCACUUCUUUCUUUCAACUAUCUUGGGAUGCUCCUUGUGUCACUGACACCAAAUGAGCUGAUGGCUGCAAUUCUAUCCUCAGCUUUUUAUACAAUUUUUAACCUCUUUGCUGGGUUUUUAAUUCCUCAACCGCAAAUUCCCAAGUGGUGGAUUUGGUUGUAUUAUCUGGCUCCUACAUCAUGGAUAUUAAAUGGGUUGCUCACUUCUCAGUAUGGUGACAUAGAGAAGGAGAUUUUGGUGUUUGGAGAAACCAAAUCUGUAGCUGCCUUCUUAGAAGAUCAAUUUGGGUUUCGCCACAACCACUUACCCAUUACAGCUGUUGUUCUUGCGUUGUUCCCUUUAGUUUUCGCUUCACUCUUUGCAUAUUGUAUAGGCCGAUUGGAUUUUCAAAGGAGGUGAACCUGUUUUUUCUUCUAAAGCAUUCGAAUGUAACAUGUAGCUGAUCAAUAUAAACAAUUAAUGCUUUUAAUAUCAGUUUUAUAAUUAAGGCUCA